Messenger RNA from Salvelinus fontinalis (brook trout), 363 nucleotides. Its product is annotated as UNC93-like protein MFSD11. The record is from RefSeq and is a predicted model, not a curated record. Lineage: Eukaryota; Metazoa; Chordata; Actinopteri; Salmoniformes; Salmonidae. The transcript is spliced from 3 exons. Bases 28 to 363 code for a protein of 111 amino acids.
AAAACCAUAUUGCUCCUGAGCUGUUGCAUGGCAUACAGUGGUCUGGAGCUAUCUUUCUACAGUGGUGUGUAUGGGACAUGUAUCGGGGCUACAACAGAGUUUGGAGCGGCAGCUAAAGGCUUGAUUGGGAUCUCUGGAAUCGUGGUGGGGAUUGGAGAGAUAGUUGGUGGAGGCGUAUUUGGACUAGUAUGUAAGAAGAACCGCUUCAGACGGACAUCUGUGGUCUUCCUGGGGAUGGUCGUCCAUUUUGUUGCCUUUUACUUGAUCUACCUCAACAUCCCAGAUGAUGCCCCUGUGGUUUUAAAAACUAGCACACUGAACAAGCCAUAUCUGACACCAAGGUAUUGUUUUAAUAUAAUAUAA